Messenger RNA from Diaporthe batatas, 1503 nucleotides. RefSeq lists its product as uncharacterized. Bases 1 to 1503 code for a protein of 500 amino acids. The transcript has 8 exons. Lineage: Eukaryota; Fungi; Ascomycota; Sordariomycetes; Diaporthales; Diaporthaceae. Gene Ontology annotation, molecular function: iron ion binding; heme binding; oxidoreductase activity, acting on paired donors, with incorporation or reduction of molecular oxygen. The record is from RefSeq and is a predicted model, not a curated record.
AUGGGGAGUGGGCCCAUCACAGGCUGCUUAGGCAUCCCGGCUUUCGGCAUCGAUGAGAAGGGCUGGAUGAGGAUUGAGAAGGCCCGGCGCCGAUACACGGGGCAGGGGACUCAGCUCGUUGCAGAAGCCAUCCAGAAAUUCUCGCGGCCCUACCAGAUCGCCACCGAUAUAGGCAUCAAGAUCUUCCUCCCCGCUCGAUACGCAGAGGAGAUCAAGAAUAUCAAAGACUUGAGCUUCAAGGAAGCCAUGAAGUGGGAAUUCUUCCUUGAAUACCCGGGUCUCGAGGCAUUGGAUACCAUAACCCACUCGAGUGAUAUUGUGCAGAAGGUCACCCGCCAAAACAUCACACAGUCACUGAACCUGAUCACCGACGACCUCUCGGAAGAAGCCGACUUGGUCCUGCACGAGAUGCUGGGUGACAGCGAAGAGUGGACAUCCAUUACAUUGAAGCCGUUUGUCCUCGAUCUCGUAGCCCGGCUCUCGUCGCGCCUGUUUGUCGGUGAAGAUCUCUGUCGGAAUGAGGAGUGGCUCCGACUGGCCAAGAACUUCACGCUGGACAGCUUCGCGGCCGGCCGCGUGCUCCGCAGCUGGCCAUUCGCGCUCCGGUCAAUCCUGGUAUGGUUCCUGCCAGAAUGGAAGAAGGUCAGACAGGACACGGCGGACGCGAAAAGGAUCCUUGGCCCGGUGGUCGAAAAGCGGCUCGCGGCAAACCGGGCGGCAGACGCAAAGGGGUUGCCGCGCCCAAAGACGGGAGAUACCAUCCAGUGGUUCCAGGAUGCUUUCGAGAGGAGCGGUGUCAAGCCCAGGGCGGCGGACGCGCAACUCUCUCUCAGCGUUGUGGCGAUACACACCACGACCGAACUGCUCACGGGUACCCUCCUUGACCUUGCACAGAAUGACGACUUCAUUGACAGCCUGCGCGAGGAGAUGAUACGUGUGCUGAAGGAACAGAACGCUGCCGGGAAAGCGGGUGGUGGGGGGGAGGGGAAGACUUCAUGGAAGAAGAACAGCCUCUAUAAAUUGAAACUGCUGGACAGCGCACUCAAGGAGUCACAGCGCUUGCACACCAGAGACAUUGCCUCUAUGCGACGCAUUGCCCAGGCCCCGGUCAAGCUAUCUGACGGUACUGUGAUCCCGAAAGGGGCGUUUACCUGGGUGACCUUGGACGCAUACAAGAACCCGAGAAUAUAUCCAAACCCCGAGGAAUACAACCCACGUCGGUUCCUUGACCUUCGCAGCCAGCCCGGGGAGGAGAACAAAUGGCAGCUGGUCAGCACCACCGCCGAGCACCUCGGAUUUGGGCACGGCGAGCAUGCAUGCCCAGGGCGCUUCUUCGCCUCCAAUGAGGUCAAGAUUGCGCUCGUGCACUUGUUGAUGAAGUAUGACUGGAAGUUGGAGGGAGGCCAGAGGUCUGCAGACGUAGUAAAGGGUGGGAGUGAGAAAGGUGUUGACGGAGAAGCAAGGGUUCUGUUCAGGAGAAGGAAGGAGGAGGUAGGGCUGUGA